This is a messenger RNA of Hordeum vulgare subsp. vulgare (domesticated barley), 729 nucleotides long. Its product is annotated as probable calcium-binding protein CML31. The transcript has a single exon. The coding region runs from base 104 to 562 and encodes 152 amino acids. The record is from RefSeq and is a predicted model, not a curated record. Gene Ontology annotation, molecular function: calcium ion binding. NCBI's taxonomy places the organism in Eukaryota, Viridiplantae, Streptophyta, Magnoliopsida, Poales, Poaceae.
CAAAGCUUUAUAGCAAGCAGAGGAUCUAGGAAGCAGAGGCAGGAUCAAGAUCAACUAAAAAAGUCUUAUUAAGAGCCUCUCUAGCAUCGAUCACCCGGCGAGAAUGGUUGCGUCCAAGUCCGGCGAGCUGAGCACGCUGUUCGCGUCCCUGGACCAAGACGCGGACGGCAGGAUCUCCGCGACGGAGCUGCGGUUGUGCAUGCGGGCGACGCUGGGAGAGGACGUGCCGGCGGAGGAGGCCGAGGCGCUGGUGGCGUCGGCAGACGCCGACGGAGACGGGCUGCUAAGCGAGUCCGAGUUCCUCGAGCUGGCGCAGCAGGCAGCCUGGGCGGGCGACGCGGGGGAGGAGGACGACGAGCGGAGGAUCCAGGCGCUGAAAAAGGCGUUCGGGAUGUACGAGAUGGAGGGGCAGGGGUGCAUCACGCCGGCCAGCCUGGGGCGGAUGCUCGGCAGGCUCGGCGCCGAGCGGGGCGCCGGCGAGUGCCGUGCCAUGAUCUGCCGGUUCGACCUCGACGGCGACGGCGUGCUCAGCUUCGACGAGUUCAAGAUCAUGAUGAGCUAGAACUAGCUUAGCCUGACCCCGGACCCAAGCAUAUACCAGUUCCGUCUUGCAUAUAGCUCCUGCGCUCGUUUGUUCAUUCAUUCAUUCCAUUUUUACAUGGUACUGGUACAAAGUUUGUCAUGAUGAUGCACAACAACAAUUGAUCUAUGUGAAUAUCUUUCGGUCUA